Histoplasma capsulatum G186AR is the source of this 1538-nucleotide messenger RNA. Its product is annotated as GTP-binding protein. The transcript is spliced from 10 exons. The record is from RefSeq and is a predicted model, not a curated record. Lineage: Eukaryota; Fungi; Ascomycota; Eurotiomycetes; Onygenales; Ajellomycetaceae. Gene Ontology annotation, molecular function: GTP binding; ATP hydrolysis activity. Gene Ontology annotation, cellular component: cytoplasm. Bases 1 to 1245 code for a protein of 414 amino acids.
AUGCCUCGGGAUCCAUUAAUCGGCCUCGUCGGGAAACCGUCGUCUGGCAAGUCAACUACCCUCAAUAGUUUGACCGAUGCUUCUUCUAAAGUUGGUGCCUUCACAACUAUCGAUCCCCAGCGCGCCAUAGGCUACCUCCAGGUAGACUGCGCGUGCAAACGUUUUAACGUCUCGGAUAAAUGCAAGCCCAAUUACGGUGGUUGUCAUGAAGGGCGGAGAUCUGUCCCAAUCGAGCUGCUUGAUGUUGCUGGGCUUGUUCCUGGAGCGCAUGAAGGCAAAGGACUCGGGAAUAAAUUUUUAGACGACCUACGACAUGCGGAUGCGUUGGUACAUGUGGUUGAUGUUAGUGGGACGGUUGAUGCCGAAGGGAAGGCCACUAGAGGGUAUGACCCUUCACAAGAUAUUGUUUGGUUGAAAUCGGAGAUCGUCAAUUGGAUCUUGGGUAAUUUGAUGGAGAAAUGGGGUUCUAUAAAACGGCGACAUACAGCAACAAAGGCAACACCGGUCGAAACGCUACAAAAUCAGUUUUCUGGUUACGGAAGCACAUCGAAGGUCGUGGCGCGAUGUCUUGACCGAUUAGAUAUAAAAGAGCCCCUGCAAGAAUGGUCGGAUGAGACCGUAGAACGUGUUGUCGUUGCCUUUAUAGAUGAAAAAUUCCCCACAGUGCUCGCGCUCAACAAAAUUGAUCAUCCAGAUGCUGACAAGAAUAUAAAUAAAAUUGCCAAGGCUCAGGAUCCGCAAUCGAUUGUUUUGUGUUCUGCCAUAUCAGAAGUCUUCCUUCGAAAACUGGCUCGACAAGGAUAUAUCAAAUAUGUCGAAGGGAGCGAUGUUAUAGAUACGAGAGAGGAUCUAAUAGAUAUGGGUGAUCCUGAGGGUGGUGGCCUCAAGGAAAUGGAUGAGAAAUUGAAGAACCGGUUGGAAAAUGUCAAGGAUUUGGUUUUGUAUCGAUUCGGAUCAACAGGGGUCGUUCAGGUUCUCUCUCGUGCUGCGGAAGUACUUGGGUUGGUACCAAUUUUCCCAGUCCGUAACAUUCACACAUUUGCAUCAGGAACCGGAACGGCCAAUGGAGUUUUCAAGGAUUGUGUGCUUGUCAAGAAGAAUAGCACUGUGGGCGACGUGGCUCGGAAAGUGAUGGGUGAUGUUCCUGUAGCUUAUAUAGAGGGCGCGGGAGGCACAAGAGUCUCAGAGGACGAGAUAGUUUCUAUUGGAAAUUACGAUGUCCUAUCAUUUAAAGUCGGCCGAUGAUACCUCUCUUAUGUGCCAUCACUAAAUUGACAUGUUCCUUCGAUUCCUUCUUCAUUUCAAGGCUUCCCUGCUUGGAUGUCGACUUGGAUGUCGGCUCGUGGAGGUAGAACUCUCUUAAACAUGAAUAUGUCACUCAAAUCCCUUUCUGUGAUCAUGGGAAAACAUCAGCCAGGUGCAUCAAGACGGCAAAGAAAACAAGAAAACAUGUCGAGCCAAAACAAAAAUGUGAAAGUAAACCCACUCACCUUUCCCCUUUCGUCAGACAUGCCAAUAAUAUGCCAGGGAGCUUCCGG